AUGGCAGUCAAAAUAAUAAAGGGACCAAGAGCCUGGAAUUCGAGCUCAAAGAAGCCUCCAGGGCCCUGGAAACUACCUCUAAUCGGAAACUUGCACCAGCUGGUUGGUUCGCCAGCGCAUCGCCACCUCAGAGACCUGUCCAUGAAGCAUGGACCGUUGAUCCACCUCCAGCUAGGUGAAGUUUCCACCAUUGUUGUUUCUUCUCCAGAGAUUGCCCGAGAAGCUAAGAAAACCCAUGACAUCAACUUUGCAGACAGACCCUUUCUGGUUUCCACCAAAUUGGUAACUUAUGGCUAUACUGAUAUUGCUCUUGCACCCUAUGGAAACUACUGGAGACAGUUGCGAAAAAUUUGCAACCGUGGAGCUGUUAAAGUGCGAAACGGGUCCAGUCAUUUCGAUCAACCAGGGAAGAGGAGGGCAGCUUUUGGAAACAAAUGCAAAGAUGAAGAAGGCUUCAUAUCAUGCGUAGUGGAAGCCAUAAGGGCAGCUGCAGGUUUCCCCAUUGCUGAUUUGUACCCUUCGGUUAAAGCACUUGAUGAGGUGAUGAGUGGAAAGAGAAUGAAACUUGAAAAGCUGUAUCAGAAGAGUGAUAGAAUCCUUGAAGAAAUCCUGAAUGAGCAUAAAGAGACAGCGAAAACUGGCCAAGGAGAAGAAAAAGAAGAUUUAGUUGAUGUUCUUCUGAGAAUAGCGUCUGAUGGUGAACUUGAAUUUCCCUUAAGUGACAGCAAUAUCAGAGAAAUUAUAUGGGAUAUUUUUAGUGCUGGCAGUGAAACAUCCUUCCACAGCUGUGGAAUGGGCAAUGGCAGAAAUGCUAAGAAACCCAAGAGUAAUGAAAGAGGCAUAAGCUGA
This is a messenger RNA of Mangifera indica (mango), 849 nucleotides long. Its product is annotated as premnaspirodiene oxygenase-like. Bases 1 to 849 code for a protein of 282 amino acids. The transcript has 3 exons. Gene Ontology annotation, molecular function: monooxygenase activity; iron ion binding; heme binding. NCBI's taxonomy places the organism in Eukaryota, Viridiplantae, Streptophyta, Magnoliopsida, Sapindales, Anacardiaceae. The record is from RefSeq and is a predicted model, not a curated record.